Molecule: messenger RNA, 2060 nt
Organism: Boleophthalmus pectinirostris (great blue-spotted mudskipper)
Lineage: Eukaryota; Metazoa; Chordata; Actinopteri; Gobiiformes; Gobiidae
Gene: septin7
Product: septin-7
Biological process (GO): cytoskeleton-dependent cytokinesis; cilium assembly
Cellular component (GO): septin ring; cell division site; microtubule cytoskeleton
Molecular function (GO): GTP binding; molecular adaptor activity; GTPase activity
Source: RefSeq, a predicted model, not a curated record
AUUGCCGCCAAAGAAGAAGAUUUAACCCAGUUUAUUUUUGGUUCACAGCAACCGAAGAACCUGGAGGGCUACGUGGGCUUCGCAAACCUCCCCAACCAAGUGUACAGAAAAUCAGUGAAGAGAGGCUUCGAGUUCACGCUCAUGGUAGUGGGAGAAUCUGGUCUGGGGAAGUCCACUCUUAUAAACUCACUGUUCCUCACGGACCUGUACUCACCAGAAUACCCAGGACCAUCGCACCGGAUCAAGAAGACUGUACAGGUGGAACAGUCUAAAGUCCUGGUAAAAGAAGGUGGAGUCCAGCUGCUGCUCACUAUUGUCGAUACUCCGGGCUUCGGCGAUGCAGUCGAUAACAGCAACUGCUGGCAGCCGGUCAUCGAUUAUAUUGAUAAUAAAUUCGAGGAUUACCUGAACGCAGAGUCCCGGGUCAACAGGAGACAGAUGCCUGAUAACAGAGUCCAAUGCUGCCUGUACUUCAUCGCUCCCUCUGGACAUGGACUCAAACCUCUCGACAUUGAGUUCAUGAAGAGGCUCCACGAGAAGGUGAACAUCAUCCCCCUGAUCGCCAAAGCGGACACCAUGACCCCAGAGGAGUGUCAGCAGUUCAAGAGACAGAUCAUGAGAGAAAUUCAAGAGCACAAAAUCAAAAUCUACGAGUUCCCCGAGACGGACGACGAGGAGGAGAUGAAAUUCGUCAGAAAAAUAAAGGAUCGCUUGCCUCUGGCCGUCGUCGGGAGCAACACCAUCAUCGAGGUCAACGGGAAGCGGGUGCGCGGACGGCAGUAUCCCUGGGGCGUGGCCGAAGUGGAAAACAGUGAACACUGCGAUUUCACAAUCCUAAGAAACAUGCUAAUCAGAACUCACAUGCAGGACUUGAAAGACGUGACCAACAAUGUUCACUAUGAAAAUUACCGCAGCAGAAAACUGGCAGCCGUCACUUACAACGGAGUCGACAACAACAAGAACAAGGGCCAGCUAACCAAAGAAGAGACAGGUGAUGGCAUGAGUCCUCUGGCCCAGAUGGAGGAGGAGCGGCGCGAGCACGUGGCCAAGAUGAAGAAGAUGGAGCAGGAGAUGGAGCAGGUGUUUGAGAUGAAGGUCAAGGAGAAGCUGCAGAAGCUCAAGGACUCCGAGGCCGAGCUGCAGAGACGUCACGAGCAGAUGAAGAAGAACCUGGAGGCGCAGCACAAAGAGCUGGAGGAGAAACGGCGUCAGCACGAGGAGGAGAAGGCGUCCUGGGAGGCACAGCAGAGAAUCAUCGAACAGCAGAAACUAGACCUGUCCAGGACCUUGGAAAAGAACAAAAAGAAGAAGAUAUUUUAAAAACUCUUAUGAACUCUCCCAAACGUACAGGAUAUCCAUGCCUGCCUGCCGCUUCUAUCCGGAUGGCGCACACUUUCACUGUACAGCGCUCACCACCAGGGGUCAGUGUUGUCUGGACUCUGAACAGUAUCUUUUGUUGACAUAAUUUCUUUCACAUAGAUGUAUUUUUCUUUCCCAAUAUAAAACACGCAGUAGUAUCCUAUUUUACUGAGUAUUUAUCAUUUUCUUGUAUUUACGGUUUAUACAAAGCCAAAGUUGUCUCAAAGGACGCCAAGUAAACAUUUUUAAAAGUUAUGUUAGGUAUUUAGAUAUAUUUAUUUUAUGUUUUUUACAGUAUUGUUUUAAAGCUGCACUAUGUCACUUUUCUGGUUUCUUCUCUGUCCCGCAGUAUGGCAUUUAACACAUCUGUAUUGCUUUUAUUCCAUUACUGUGUUUAAAAAAAAAAAACAGAAAACCCAUUCUGACUGUGAGCCAGGUCGCCUCUCCACAGAUCUGACCUGUAACUUGUUUGUCUCCAUGGAUAGAUGAGCUUAAUGUGGACAAAACUAUAAAAUCUCCAUGGAGACGAGCAGGCGGCAAACCUUCCACCAGAAAAGUUACACAUUGCGCCUUAAACUGAUACACGUAACUCCAAUUUCUGCCAAAUCAAUUAAUUUUCUUACUUUUAUGUAUUUAAAUAUUGUUACCACUUUAUUGUAAUUCAGUAGCUUAGGCAUAUAUCUUCAGUUAGCUUCAGUUAG